AUGGCGUUAGUAUCAGCAGCACCAUAUUUGGCCUUACUUGGUGAAGCAGACCCUAGCUUGAAAUCGUAUGCUUUGUCAUCGUUGAAUGACGUGGUUGACCAAUUGUGGGCUGAGAUAGCCAAUAAUAUUACUGAUUUGGAGGAAUUAUAUGAAAACACGUCAUUCGAGAAUAGAUCUUUGGCCGCAUUGGUUAUUUCAAAAGUUUACUACAAUUUAGGAGACUUUGAUGCAUCUGUGAGGUAUGCAUUGUAUGCCGGUGACGAAUUCAAUGUGGAAGAGCAGUCGCAAUAUGUGGAAACCAUUGUGAGCAAAUGCAUUAACUUGUACAACUCGUUAUCGCAAAGGAAGUUUAGUGAUGAAUCGGUGGUGAUAGAGUCUAGAUUGACUUCCAUUUUUGAAAAGAUGCUACAGAAAUGUUUGAAAGCUAACGAGAUCAAGUUGACGUUGGGUAUUGCUUUGGAAUCAUUUAGGUUAGAUUUGGUGGAAAGUAUCUUGAAAAACCAAAUCUCGGUGAAUGAAGAGCAAGGGCUCAAUUUGAUAAACUAUGUUUUGGUUUGUUCGAACGCCACAAUUGCAAAUUCGGUAUUCAGAGUAAAGAUCUUGAAAACUUUGAUAUCCUUAUUGUUGACUUUGAAGAAGCAUCAAGAUUUUUUCACCAUCAUCAAAAUCAUUGUUCAGUUGAAUGACUCGCAACUUGCCGUCAAUUUAUUUCAAGAGUUGGUCAAACAUGAGGAAGAUUUAAUUGCUUAUCAGGCUGCGUUUGAUCUAGUAAAUACUGCAUCGCAGGAACUCUUGGACAAGGUGGCAACUUCAUUUCCUGAUGAAAGUGGGAACGUGAUAGUGAAGAAGAUUUUGAAUAUUUUGUCUGGUGUGCCAACUUCAGACCUUGAUAACACUUUUCUAUACAAAAACAACGACACAGAUAUCACUAUUUUGAAUAAAACUAAGAACCUUUUGGAUGGAAGAAGUUCUGUUUUCCACUCUGCUGUUACCUUUGCCAACGCUUAUAUGCACGCCGGUACCACGGAUGAUUCAUUUUUUAGAAAGAACUUGGAAUGGUUGGGUAGAGCCACAAAUUGGUCGAAGUUUUCAGCCACUGCAGCUCUCGGUGUUAUUCACAAGGGAAAUCUUUCUCAAGGACGUACCAUUUUGAAGCCUUACUUACCUGGUACAAGCAGCGCCCCUCAUACGAAGGGUGGUUCCUUGCUUGCGUUGGGAUUUAUUUACGCGGGUCACGGAAGAGAGGUUGUGGGAUACUUGAAAAAGUUUCUUGAUGACAACGGUAGCUCGUCUGGGGCCAAUGACAUCGAGGUCCAACUACAUGGAGCGGCUUUGGGUGCCGGAGUUGCGGGUAUGGCCAGCCAAGCAGAGGAUUUGUAUGAAUCAUUAAAGGUUGUUCUUUACACAGACUCGGCUACCUCUUCUCAGGCUGCAGCUUUGGGUAUGGGUUUGGUCUUACUUGGAUCCGGAGACGAAGCAGCCACAAAUGACAUGUUGACAUACGCUUUAGAGACACAACAUGAAAAUAUUAUCAGAAGCUUAGCCAUAGGGAUUGCCUUGUUGCAUUACGGCCGUGAGGAAAAGGCAAACUACAUUACUGAAGAUUUAUUAAAACAGGAGUCAUCAAUUUUAAGAUAUGGUGGUGCAUUUGCAGUUGGUUUGGCAUUUGCAGGAACUGGUGACAACGGUGCCAUCAAAAAGUUAUUGCAUUUUGCUGUCUCGGAUCCUAGUGAUGAUGUAAGAAGAGCGGCGGUGUUGAACUUGGGUUUUGUGUUGAUACGUGAUUAUACUGCAACCCCUCAAUUAGUCAAGUUAUUGUCUCAAUCCCACAACCCGCACGUCAGGUAUGGUACAGCUUUGGCCCUUGGUAUAUCGUGUGCUGGUAGAGCUUAUGCACCUGCAAUUGAAGUUUUGGAGCCUUUGACUAAAGAUGCUGUUGAUUUUGUCCGACAAGGAGCCAUGAUGGCGUCGGCAAUGAUUUUGAUCCAACAAAAUGAAUUUUUGUAUCCGAAAGUUAAGGAAUUUACUAAGCAAUAUGCCGAUACUAUCAAGAAUAAGCAUGAAGACGCAUUGGCCAAAUUUGGGGCAACGUUAUCUCAGGGUAUUAUUGAUGCAGGAGGCAGAAAUGUUACCAUCAACUUAGAAAAUGCACAAACAAACACUUUAAACACAAAUGCAAUUGUUGGAUUGGCUAUUUUCUCACAGUCGUGGUAUUGGUUCCCAUUGGCUCAUUUCUUGUCGUUGUCAUUUGCCCCAACAUCUAUAAUUGGUAUUAGAGGUAGUGAUUUGAAGAUUCCGAAAUUUGAACUAAAUUGUCAUGCCAACAAGGAAUACUUCCAAUAUCCUCCAAAGGUGGAAGAAUCUAAAGAAAAACAGCCAGACAAGUUGGCCACUGCUGUCUUGUCGACAACUGCAAAAGCCAAGACAAGAGCAAAGAAGAAACAACACAAUAAGGAGUCGGACGAUAAAAUGGACGUUGAUGAAGAAAUUAAAGAUGGGAAAAAGGUUGAGAAAAGGGCGGAGAAUGUGUCAGAAACAACUUCGGAUGAAAAGAAACCCCCAGAAUCCAAAGAAGACGACAAGAAGGAUAGCAAAAAUGAAAAGAGUAACCUUCCUGUGAUCAUUCGCUAUUCAAAGACACCUUAUAAGAUUGAAAAUCUAUCCAGAGUGUUGCCGCAACAAUCCAAUUAUGUUUCAUUUGUCAAAGAUGAUAGGUUUGUACCUGUUAGGAAAUUUAGAGGAACUGGAAGUAUUAUUGUUUUGCAAGAUACCAAGCCGGGUGAACCUGUUGAAUUCAUCAAGACUGUUAGGCAGUUGAAUAUUACAACGGCGCCAGUACCUGAACCAUUUACAUUGAGCGGUGAAGAUUUAGAAGAUGAUUAA
Molecule: messenger RNA, 2883 nt
Organism: Lodderomyces theae
Lineage: Eukaryota; Fungi; Ascomycota; Pichiomycetes; Serinales; Debaryomycetaceae
Gene: RPN2
Product: proteasome regulatory particle base subunit
Exons: 1
Coding region: 1-2883 (960 amino acids)
Biological process (GO): proteasome-mediated ubiquitin-dependent protein catabolic process; regulation of protein catabolic process
Cellular component (GO): proteasome regulatory particle, base subcomplex; proteasome storage granule; nucleus
Molecular function (GO): enzyme regulator activity
Source: RefSeq, a predicted model, not a curated record